Messenger RNA from Lycium barbarum (goji berry), 2882 nucleotides. Its product is annotated as WRKY transcription factor 1-like. The transcript has 8 exons. Gene Ontology annotation, biological process: regulation of DNA-templated transcription. NCBI's taxonomy places the organism in Eukaryota, Viridiplantae, Streptophyta, Magnoliopsida, Solanales, Solanaceae. Bases 411 to 2600 code for a protein of 729 amino acids. Gene Ontology annotation, molecular function: DNA-binding transcription factor activity; sequence-specific DNA binding. The record is from RefSeq and is a predicted model, not a curated record.
UUUUGAUUAAUCACAAUGGUCCCUUUCUCUUCCAAAAGUUUGUUAUAACAAAUCCAGCGGUUGAACAAAGUAAUUAACAUUCUUGAUUACUCUUUACUUUUGUAUAUAGUAAAUUUGUACUACUUGGUCCAAGUCAAUGAUGACCAGGAGAAAUAUGGGGCAAAAUAAAGCUUAAGGAAUAAGAAGGUGAAAAUUGGGGCAAAAUAAAGCAAGGAAGAAGAACAAGAAAGAUAACUUCUUCCCCAAUUACCCCAACACCUCUAAUUUAAUUGAAGUAGACCCAAUCACAAUUUUGAAGGCCAUCAGGAGAGAGCUGCUCAUUUCAGAGCUGAAGUAUAUUUUCCAUUUGGUUUUGGUGGAUGAGUGCUCUCACCCGGAAGAUUCAAUGUCUUUGCGCUUAAGAAAGGAUAAUGGGUACCCCUAGAGAAGAGGCAACAGAUGAAGUGUUCCCCGAGAAUUUAGAGCAGAAGAUGGAACCUGACCCUGACCCGGAUCCUGCUCCUGCCCCUGCAACCAGCAAACCAGAGUUAAAUGAGAAAAGGAGCUUUGAAUCAUUUUCAGCUGAUGUUGUUUCUGGUGAGCUGCGGAAGAGACUGAGUGCUGAUGCUGAUGCACAAGCAUCAAAAAAUAAUCAAGAGGAAAGUAAACAUCCUUCAACAUGCCAAGAAGUGUCAAGUAAAGUCCAGCUUAGUCAAAGUAAUAAAAGGAUUAAGAGUGAGGCUGAUGCAUCGGGAUCUAGUCAACUUUCUAGUUUACCAAAGGACUCGGAUGCAAAAUCAUGUGGAUCAGAAUCUGGUGUAGAAGACAAAGUGGUUCCCCUACUAUCUGGUAAGGCUUCAGAUUCUUCUGGUCAAAUGCAAAGUCCGAACACGGAAGUUUCUGCAUCAGAAUCUUAUCAACAACGAGUGACUUAUCCCAUAAAGCAUGAGAAAGCUUUGGAUAAGUUGCAACCAAGGCGGAACCCUGACACUAGUGUCCACGGGAUGACAUCUGAUCAAGCAGCGACUCUCUUCAAGGUACCUGAAAAACCAUCGGAAGAUGGACAUAACUGGAGAAAGUAUGGUCAGAAGCUUGUCAGAGGAAAUGAGUUUACUCGGAGUUAUUACAAGUGCACAUAUUCUAAUUGUCUAGCAAAAAAACAAGUGGAGAGAUCACAUGACGGGCAUAUUACAGAUAUCCACUAUAUCGGGAAGCAUGAACAUCCCGAAACUCUAAGUGGUCCCCAGACCUCCCCCGAGUUGGUACUCCCUUUGCAAAUGAGACGACCAGACAUUCCAAUUAUCACUAAAUUAGAAGCUGAAAGCAAGAAAUCUACUGCGCCCCGAGAAACAUGUGAACCUAGGAAACCAUCAGAGGCUCCGCUUGCGUUGGACACUGUAACAGCUUGUGCUGGUGUGAAGGUUACGCUUUUGAAGCCACAUAAAAUAGAAAAUGAGGUCGAUAAGGAUGGUAGUCCAGACUCAAAAAGACGAAAAAAGGAUAUAGUAGCUAUGGAUGUUACUCCACCUGUUAAGUCCCAUAGUGAACCACGACACAUUGUUCAGACCGUGAGCGAAGUAGAUAUAGUCAACGAUGGUCAGCGCUGGCGCAAGUAUGGGCAAAAAUUUGUAAAAGGCAAUCCAAAUCCGAGGAGUUAUUAUAGAUGCUCAAUUGCUGGUUGCCCUGUGAAGAAGCAUGUGGAGAGGGCAUCCCAUGAUCUAAAAUUGGUCAUUACAACAUAUGAAGGCCAGCAUGUCCAUACUUUCCUAACUUCUACGGCUAUAAGCCAAAUAUCAGUAGUGCCUGAUGCCGGUACAACAGGCGUACGUGCAGAUUCCAGAAUUGAAUCAGGUGGAAACAAACAUAUUAGGGAACCCAAACUUGAAUCAGGUGAAAACAAACAUGUUGAUGAGUCCAAACUUGAAUCAGGUGAAAACAAACAUGUCAGAGAGGCCAAAAAUGAAUCAAGCGAAAACAAACAUGUCGGAGAUUCCAGAAUUGAAUCAGGUGAAACUAAACACGUAGGAGAGUCGGGUGGAAACAAGCAUGUUGGAGAGUCCAGAUCUGAAUCGGGUGAAAAGAAACAUGUUGAAGAGUCCAUAUCUGAAUCAGGUGAAAACAAACAUGUCGGAGAGUCCAAAUCUGAAUCAGGUGAAAACAAACAUGUCAGACAGCCCAAACUUGAAUCAGAUGAAAACAAACAUGUCGGAGAGUCCAGAAUUGAAUCAGGUGAAACUAGACACGUAGGAGAGUCGGGUGGAAACAAGCAUGUUGGAGAGUCCAUAUCUGAAUCAGGUGAAAACAAACAUGUUGAAGAGUCCAUAUCUGAAUCAGGUGAAAACAAACAUGUCGGAGAGUCCAAAUCUGAAUCAGGUGAAAACAAACAUGUCAGACAGCCCAAACUUGAAUCAGGUGAAAACAAACAUGUCGGAGAGUCCAGAAUUGAAUCAGGUGAAAACAAACAUGUUGGAGGUUCCACAUCUGAAUCGAGUGAAAACAAACAUGUCGGAGAGUCCAAAUCUGAAGCAGGUGAAAACAACCAUGCUGGAGCAUCCAUAUCUGAAUCGGGUGAAAAUAAACAUAUCGGCCUUGACAUGGCUGUUCAUAUUGGUGCAAAUUGAGUGUUAGUCAUUGAUGCAAAGCGAUCAACUUAUCCAGAAGUAGAAUUCCUACAGCACCACUCUUCUAAUCUUACAAAUUUGUUCAAUUAUUCUCUUCCUGAAGAGGAGAAGAGAGGUUACAUUUCUAAAGGUAAACUUUUUAACUUGUUAUUGGCGAUGGGGGUGUGUUAUCGUGUAUUCACUGUAUAAAUUAUGUUUCGUAGCAAAUAGGAAAGUGAAUGUAGGGUUUAUCAUAAAUAACCAAUUAUUGACAGUUGAUCAGGCUGCUUUAGCUUUCUGUUA